AUGAUGAUAGAGAACUAAUUUCAAUUAGUUAAAGAAAUAGGUUAAGGAUCAUCAGGUUCAGUUUGGUUAGCAAUUGAUUAAAGCACUCAUUAGAAAUGUGCAGUCAAGAUAGUAACAUUAAUUGUUCUCACAUAAUCUAGGAGAAUUUUUGCGAAGAUUUUCGAAUUGAAGAAAAGGUUUACAAACUCCUUCAUAGGACAGAGUCUAUUGGUAUUAGAUUUAACUAUUAACCUAUCUGCUUUUAUAGGAUUUCCAAGAUUCCUCAGUUCUGGUAUAGACAAUUUUAGAAGAGGUUAUCUAGCUAUAGAAGUUUUAGGACCCUCCUUGAAUAAAAUAUUACAGCAUUCAAAACAACGAAUGUCUACUCAAACAAUUCUCUAACUAGGCAUUUAACUGGUUAGCAUAAUUAGGCAGCUCCAUAAAAUAGGGUUUGUCCACAGAGAUUUGAAGCCAGAUAACAUUUUACUACGAAGCUUUGAUUAUUCAUCUCCAGAAUCAUCGUUAAUAAGUUUAAUUGACUUUAGUGCAUCUGAGAGUUAUCUUAGUGAAAAUGGGAGGCAUGUUUAAAAUGAAAGAUAAUCUACAUUCAAAGGUCCUUCUAGAAAAGAUGAUCUCUUGUCAAUAUUUUAUUUGCUACUCUAUUUAAAAGAUGGUUAGCUUCCAUGGGUUAUAAAAUAAAGAGACGGAAAAAUAAAAAAGAUGUCUUUUGAUUAAGUGACAAAGGCUAAGCAGGAUUUUCAUAGUCUAAUUAAAAUGAAGAGUCAAACUUUUAUCGGCAUCCAACACAAUUAAGCAAUUGUGGGUUAUGGACUGGAGUAAGCUAUCAUCGAAUUGGUUCAAUAGAAUGGCAGAAUUUUCAGAACAAUUUAAGUACUUUGA
This is a messenger RNA of Stylonychia lemnae, 879 nucleotides long. Lineage: Eukaryota; Ciliophora; Spirotrichea; Sporadotrichida; Oxytrichidae. The record is from the annotation of a GenBank genome assembly.